AUGUGGCCCAAUCUCGACCACUCUCCUCUUUCUUCCCCGGCACCGGCAGCACACACGCGCCAAUAUGGAUCAACCGGCGGCAGCGCCUGGACCGGCGAGAGCGAGCGCCCGGUGGCGCCGCAGGCAACCAAAACAACCCCUACUAGCACAGGCCACGUGCGUGUGCUCUCCAUCGACAGGGACGCAGACGGCGGGGCGCUGGUAGCGCGUGUUGGUGCGGCUCGAGUGCCGCCUCCAGGAGCUCUCUGGCGACCCCACGUCGCCGACUACUUUGACCGCGCCGCCGGGUCCGGCGCCGGUGGGUUCCUCGCGGCCGCGCUCUUCACGUCAUGCAUGCCCGUCGAGGACGUGCGAGACCUCAUGGCCAAGAACCAGAAGCUCUUCUCCGGUUGCCAUUGCGGCAGCGAAGGGCUGUUCCGGGCUCGCCCCGAGGCAUGCUACGACGUGGCCACGGCGGCGCCCUUCGUCUUCUCCCGCGACGAUGCCGUGGAGGUUGACGCCUUCGACUUCCUGCUGUGGAAGGUCUGCGCCGGUGGCGUGCGGCGUGGGCCCCGCCGAGAGGGCGUCCCUUGACGGCCGCACCAGGCUGUGCGCCAAACUCCGCCCUGUGCCACAUCAUCAGCCCCGUCAGCACUUACAGGUGGGCCGGACUUGUCAGUUUGGGUGUUAAGAGAGGCCUAAGGCAAUUAGGCCACACCGUUGUGGUUUUCGGAUAAAAUUUCCAGAAGUUGUGGUUAAGUGAUAAGAGGGACGUGACAGUUGUGGUUUUGUGAUAUUUUCUCACAACUUCACAGUGUCUCUCCUCUGCUGGCAACUGAGGCGGUCUGACUGACAGAAACGAUAUGCUACUGUUGAGUGUCAAGUAAAUCAUCUUCAAAUUAGGUAAAUGGAGAGAUCCUGUUAUAUACACAUCCUUAUUGUAUCACACACAAGUUGUCCUGAAUACUUCCACU
Messenger RNA from Brachypodium distachyon (stiff brome), 953 nucleotides. RefSeq names its product patatin-like protein 6. NCBI's taxonomy places the organism in Eukaryota, Viridiplantae, Streptophyta, Magnoliopsida, Poales, Poaceae. Bases 1 to 573 code for a protein of 190 amino acids. The record is from RefSeq and is a predicted model, not a curated record. The transcript is spliced from 2 exons.